AUGAGCCAGCAGGCACCAGAAGCUCCAGGGCGGACGCCUGAGGCGCCGCCAAAAUUCCCCGCGGAGGCGCAGAAACGCCUAAUGUACACGAGAGCCAAAGCAGAUAAAGCCCUCAAAGAUGUCAAGAGCCAGCUUUCUCCAGAGGCGGUUUUGCUGCCUAAUGGGGCUUCGGGGCCCCUCAGCGGCCUCCCAAAGGACCUGUGUGCACUUCCUGCAGGGGCACUCCAAGGACCAGCUCCAGGGCUCUCCCGUAUAGGCAGUCGCUACCCUUCGGAUACUCUUAGCUCUUCGGCACUAACGACGCCUCAGAUCUCCCUCACACCUUCUCAUGUUGCUGCUACCGCAGCACCAGCCCUGACAGCACCACCGACAGCAGCAAAGGUGACCGAAGCUGCAGCUGCCGCUGCCGUUGCUGCCAGCCUCAGCUGCAACAAUAUAUUCCCCUCCGUUUUCCCUGCGGCGGAGGGGAGUGACGACGUGCUGCUCCCCCAGCAGCAGCAACAGCAGCAGCAGGAGGACAGCUCCAUUGGUGGCUUAGCCAUAUCUGCUGCUGCAGUAGCUACUCGAGCUCUCAACUGUAACGGGUCUCCUAAGGAGGCCACUAUUGGAGUCCCCACACAGCCACUGCCUGUUGCUGCUAAACUCGUGGGGUCUCUGAAGGCUCCCACAGACUCUUUAGAGGUACUUGAACCCUUGCAGUCUUGGGGUCUCUCUACCGUUGGCUGUGGCGUGGCAGCAAAGAUAUCUAGGCUUUGUCAAGAGGAGCAGCAGCUUCUGCAGAAAGAACAACGGCAGGGUCAUAGCCAGGACCAACAGCAACCGCAGCGGCAGCAGCAAGACCUUCGGGUCUUAUCUGGUCUUUGGUAUAUGCAUGGCCCCUCCGAGCUACAGAACAUGGCCAAGGAUACUCUAUCGACAACACCAGCAGUAGACAGAGGGUCCACUGUUGCUGCUGCUGUUGUUUCUGCGUUUCCGGUCUCUUCGCCCCCGGCCGCCGUCCAUAUGGAGGGAUAUACAAUGAGUUCCACAGCGAAAAAUCUAACUAAUUAA
This is a messenger RNA of Eimeria necatrix, 1050 nucleotides long. RefSeq lists its product as hypothetical. Bases 1 to 1050 code for a protein of 349 amino acids. The record is from RefSeq and is a predicted model, not a curated record. NCBI's taxonomy places the organism in Eukaryota, Apicomplexa, Conoidasida, Eucoccidiorida, Eimeriidae. The transcript is spliced from 3 exons.